AUGUUUCCAUUAGGCUCAAAAGUUCUGAAUGAGGAUUUUUAUAUGGACGAUCUAAUCAGUGGGGGAGAUUCCCCAGAAGAAAUUUUUGGUAUAUAUGAAGAAGUUAGAACCCUUUUACUUAGUGCAGGCUUUGAGCUUCGUAAGUGGUGGUCGAAUGAAAAAACUUUGUUGGAUGUCGUACCAGAAGUAGAACGAGAGAAACCACUUAGAAUAAAUGAUGCAGACAUUAUUAAAACGCUAGGAAUCAAAUGGAAUCCAUCUUCAGACGAGCUCCAGUAUGUGAUUCCAGAAAUUAAGUUAAACCAGAAAAUAACAAAGCGCAUUAUUCUAUCUGAAUUGCCUACUCUAUUUGACCCAUUGGGGUUACUUAACCCAGUUGUUGUGAAAGGUAAAAUUCUGUUGCAAAGCUUGUGGGUAAAAAAGACUGAUUGGGAUGAAUCAGUUCAAGCACGAAUUUUUACUGAAUGGGAAGCUUUUCGAAAUCACUUGAAAGAGUUGGAAUUGGUCAAAGUUCCGAGAUAUGUGUUAAGUUUGAGGUCAAGAAACACACAAAUUCAUGGAUCCUCGGAUGCAUCUUUACGUGCAUAUGGCUGUUGUGUUUAUUUAAGGUCUGUUGACAAAAAGGGGGUAGUUUCUUGCAACUUGAUAACGGCAAAAUCCAGAGUAGCGCCUAUAAAAACUCAAAGUUUGCCAAGAUUGCUUGCUUCUAUUAUUUUAAAGAUUCUUCCAAAUUUCUCGCAUAUAGUUGACGAUAUUUACUUAUGGACCGAUUCCGAAAUAGUGCUUUGUUGGUUGUCAGCACAUCCUUCGAGUUGGGAAGUAUUUAUUGCGAAUAGAGUAUCAAAAAUACAAACAAAUUUGCCCCAAGCUACUUGGAAGCAUGUAAACACAAAACAAAAUCCUGCAGACAUUGUAUCUCGAGGUGCCUAUGCAAGUGAGUUGAUGGACAGCAUGUGGUUUUCGGGUCCAAAAUUCCUUAAAUUGUCACAAGAAAUGUGGCCUAAACAAAAAGAUUUGUCUAUGAUAAGAAAAGAUACUCCUGGAAUGCGAAAAUGUAAUGUAGUUCUUUUGGCAAAAAUUAUAGAUGAUCACUUUGAGAAUAUGUACUUGCGUUUUAAAAGCAUUGACAAAACAUGUCGAAUAUUUGCGCUUAUACUUCGCUGGAUAAUCGUAGUUCGCAAAAAGAUGAUAAUUAAGAAAGAAGAGAAAGAACAAAAAGAAGAAAAAACUGUUUUUGAAGAAUAUGAACUUCGUUAUAAUUCACCUAUCAGAGCUGAUGAGAUUGACAAUGCGUUGCUCAGAAUUCUUUGGAAUAUUCAACAAAAGAACUUCCAGGAGGUAAUUCAUAAAUUAAAAAAAGAAGACAUAAUUAGCCCUACGAGUCCCGUAAAAAAUCUUAAUCCUUUCCUCGACGGUGACUCAUUUAAACUCCUUAGAGUGGGAGGGCGUCUGCAGAAUGCGGACAUACCUUAUUCUGUAAAAUAUUCCAAUCCUUCUUCCUAA
Messenger RNA from Episyrphus balteatus (marmalade hoverfly), 1503 nucleotides. RefSeq lists its product as uncharacterized. The record is from RefSeq and is a predicted model, not a curated record. Bases 1 to 1503 code for a protein of 500 amino acids. The transcript has a single exon. Lineage: Eukaryota; Metazoa; Arthropoda; Insecta; Diptera; Syrphidae.